GUGAUUUGUGAUAUUUCGGUUAUAAGAUAAAAUAAACACACACUAGCAAGAUUAUAAGUACCGUAGGACCUUUCAAAGGUUAAAAAUAGAGAAUUCAAAAGAGUGAGGAUGUAUUAAACUGAAGUUCAAGCAUAUAUUUUACCCUCUUUGUUUUAUAAUUUUUACAGUUCUCUAGAAAUUUCCUCUUGAUUUUUUAGAAUUGUAAAUACCUCAUUUAUUUUGAAAUAAAUAUAUUGUUUUUAUUUACCUCUGAUUUAUGAACAACUUUUCAGUUUGUGGAACAGCCUCCUGAGUCUCCUGCUUCAAUUGGUAAACUUACAGGAGGUAAUAACUAGAAGGACUAAAAACACUAUGAACUGAUCGGAAGUACUUCAUUGAACUUUAGAGGGAACCACUGCUUCUUCUCUUUUAUCUCCUCAAAUAACAAUAGCUCAUAAACGAAGCAUACUGUUGCAGAUGUGUUUGAAGCAAAGAAGUAACACGGAUUUUGUGGUUUUCAAUCUCAGAAAAUGGUAAACUUCGAGGUAAGCUGUGUGCUGUUCUAAUAUCCAGAGACUUUGUAGAAGGUAGGAACAGUAAAGAAAUAACUGUAGAGAAGAUUAUGACAAAGCUAGAACAUAUUGUGAUUGCAGAAUCAGGAGUUACUUUGAAGAAAGCUAAUCAAAUUUUAGAGGAAUCUAAAAAAGGAAAAUUAUCUAUCGUUAAUGGUUAUGGCGGUCUUAUAGUAUUGAUUGUUCACACUGACCUGAAAAACAGGUGUAGAAGAUCAGAAAGGCUUGGAAGUUUUAGAUGCAGCUAGUGUGGAUGUUGUAGUUCUAGACUCAUCUUAAGGAAAUUCAAGUUUUCAAAUUGAAAUGAUACACCAUAUAAAGGCGAAAUAUCCUGAUUUACAAGUGAUUGGCGGAAAUGUCAUAACUGUUGCUCAAGCCAAGAAUUUAAUUGAUGCUGGUAUUGAUGGGUUGAGGGUUGGCAUGGGUAGUGGUUCUAUAUGUAUCACUCAAGAAGUAAUGGCAGUAGGAAGGCCACAGGCUAUUGCUGUGUAUAAGGUGGCUGAAUAUGCCCAAAGGUUUGGAGUUCCAGUGAUUGCUGAUACAGGGCAUUCAGUUUAUUGGACACGUCGUAAAAGUGCUUGGCCCAUCCACUAUAAUGAUGGGCUCACUGGUAACUGGUACUUCUGAAGGACCUGGAGAAUAUUUUUAUUUAGACAGUGUAAAGUUAAAGAAGUAUCGUGGUAUGGUCAGUUUAGAGGCCAUGAACUCUAGAGGCAGAAUAUGAAUGUUAAAGGUUAUUAUUGGAUAAAUUUCAAAACCACACAGCCUUGUCUCUAAAAUGCAGGGAAAGACUUCAAUAUUUCGUCAGCCC
Messenger RNA from Nezara viridula (southern green stink bug), 1362 nucleotides. The record is from the annotation of a GenBank genome assembly. Lineage: Eukaryota; Metazoa; Arthropoda; Insecta; Hemiptera; Pentatomidae.